This is a messenger RNA of Vigna radiata var. radiata (mung bean), 3735 nucleotides long. RefSeq lists its product as uncharacterized. The record is from RefSeq and is a predicted model, not a curated record. The transcript has a single exon. Lineage: Eukaryota; Viridiplantae; Streptophyta; Magnoliopsida; Fabales; Fabaceae. The coding region runs from base 1252 to 1824 and encodes 190 amino acids.
UAUCACUAUUCAUCAUUGUUUGCUUUUGGUUUUCUUAUAUGCGUCUGUUGGUUUCCCUUCAUUAAGGGCAUGUUUGGCAGACCUGAACAAAAUAUAUGUUGAGUGAAUUUUGUUUGAAAUGAUUCUAAAGUGCUUAAAAGUACAAUAUGAAAACUUAUAACAUUUAAUAUACCCAACAUGGCAACAUCAAAGGAAAAUGGUCUUUUAAUUGCUUAAAUAGUUUAACAGAUUCUACUUUAUUCAUUCAGUAUAAUGCAUGUGAUGAUUGUAUUUAGAAAUUUUGGCCUUCUCUAGCCGCUCUACAAUGCUGUUCUGUGAUUACACUAUUUUAUGAGGUGCUAUUGACAAGCCAAAAAAUAUUUAAAGAAAAAAAACGAUUUUUUUUUUUAUAAAGUUAACUAAUUCAAGAGCAUGCUAUUAUCGAAACUGUUUUUCUCCUUCAAAACAGUUUUGAGAGUGCAUAAAGUAAAAGAAUUUGCUGUACUCUAUUGGAAUGGACUAGUUUCAUCUUUCCAAGUGCAACUAACUGCCACUGUUGAACGCAAGAAUUGACAAAAUACCAGUGGUGUUAGGAUAUAGAAUAAGGGUAAGGGAAAAGGGGAUUAGGGUAGGAAGGAGAGGACUCUAUAAAUAGAUUGACUGUAUAGUUAGAAGGGGACUUUUGGAGAAUUAGUUGUUUGACAGGUUUGACCUGUGAAGAGGGUUAAGCCUCUGUUACCUGCUGUACAGACAUUGUGACACGAAUACAUUCCUUAAUCUCUCUGCUCUUCUUGUGUUCUUGGGUGAGGAAGAGCGUUGUGAUUAGAUUCUCAAUCUAGGAAUCUAUCAAUUGGUCUGACCUGCCUGAUCGGCUGGGGAGGGGAUUGCCAGAUCAAGAAGGGAUCAAGAAGUGAUCAAGAAAGGGUGGAAGCAUGGAAGGAAGAAACGAUACCUUCGAGAGGAGGACCCACAAAUUGAAAAUGAACAUGGCAACAAUAUGCCAAGAUUAUGUAGUAAUACGCCAAGAUUUGAGACCCAAGGGGUGAUAGAGGAAGAAAAAGUGCGUCGGGCAUACAGUAGCAUGGAAGGAAGUGCUACCUAUUGGAUCCAAGCCUGGAAAGCUAAAGCCAAGAAUCAUUCUUGGGAAGGACUGAAGAGGGCAAUGGUGUGGCGAUUUGGAGAACGGAGGGGCACAACCGUUGAAGGGGUGGCGCACCAGGUAGGGGGACUGCCUGAACCAUGGAGGGCAAAAAGAAAUGAAGAUUUACGACGAUGAUGACCUCGUCAGAGGCUCCAGAUUGGAGCAUCCUCGAGUCGCUCAUUCUGGUGAACGAAAUCGCAGCGGUGGAAGCCGACUGCUCCGUCGCACUCUCCCCUUACCAGCAGUGGAAAAUCAUCGCCCAGAACUGCGCCGCCUUGGACGUGCAAUGCAACCUCACGCAGUGCCGCCGCAAGUGGCAUGCGUUGCUCUCGGACUACGACUGCUUCAAGAGAACGGCCACCGCUGGAGGCAAGUUGUCGCUGAAUUUCGAUUACGAAUUGUUUAAGGCAGUCGAACGCGUUGUGAGGGCACGUGAGGAGUGGGGCAUGGCUGAUCCCGAGAGCAAUACCAAAGCAGGGAACGACGCACAUGACGCUGCCGUGGAAAAUGGGUCCAAAAGAGAAGGACAAAGGAAGAAGAUCAGUGGGUGCUAUGAACAGGCGGCAUUAAAGAUGGUAGACGUUGUUCAACGAUUUUACUGGUUCUGGCUAGGAGGUGUGGAGUUGAUUCUCGGUAUGGAAUGGUGGAGAAAAUUGGGGAAGGUGACGGUGGAUUGGGAGACGUUAACUAUGGUGCACCGAUAAGGGGAGGAGAAGAUAAUCAAAGAUGACCCCACGUUAGAAAGAGAAAUAGUGGGAUCCAGGACUUUGUCAAAAAUAGUUGACGUAGAAGCUGGCCUAUUAGAUUGGGAAUUGGGCUCGUUGGAGGCCAAGGAGGAGAUCCAGAAUUGCCAAGGCCUUAUUGAGAAGCAAAGGGAGGAGAUGGAGCAGAUAUUGGGCCAGUAUAGUCUGGUUUGUGCUGAGCCCACUGGGCUGUCGUCGGAACGGGGGAGGGUACAUCAGAUAUCACUCAAGAAAUUGGGUGAGCAUACGACGGGAGGGGGAUCGCGCCCAAGAACCAGAGUUCGUGGGGACGAACGGCGGGGUGGUGGCGCGAUUAGAGUUCCAAGAACCACUGGGGACUGGAGGGAAAGGAAUACCCGCAACCUAUCGAAUUCAGAGUACGUGAAAGGAGAAAAGAGGAAAAUUUGCCACCGCUCAAGCCCCCUGACUUGAAUUGAAGGGCAAAGCCAAUGGGUUUCCUUCAUAUGGGAACCCGAUGAGGAAGAGGAGCCAUGAGACCAAGCUUCCCUAUUCUAACCUUGAGGACAAGGUUGUUCUGCGGGGGGUGUAUUGUUAGGGUAUAGAAUAAGGGUAAGGGAAAAGGGGAUUAGGGUAGGAAGGAGAGGACUCUAUAAAUAGANUGACUGUAUAGUUAGAAGGGGACUUUUGGAGAAUUAGUUGUUUGACAGGUUUGACCUGUGAAGAGGGUUAAGCCUCUGUUACCUGCUGUACAGACAUUGUGACUACGAAUACAUUCCUUAAUCUCUCUGCUCUUCUUGUGUUCUUGGGUGAGGAAGAGCGUUGUGAUUAGAUUCUCAAUCUAGAAAUCUAUCAAGUGGCACAUCUUUAUAUCUCUGAUAUCAUUUCAGAACUGCUAGAUAUGACAUAAUAAUGAUGACAAUGACGUGAAUAUGUAAUCCAAAUGACAUACUUUUAAACAAUGCAACAACCAAGCUAAUAAAGGGCACUUAUUACUUUUGAUUGAAUGAUCAACUGUUGAGUGUCGUGACAAAAUCAAGUACAUGUCUAACUCUUAAACUUUGGGUAUAAGUCUAACUCAACUUCAGUCUUAUAAAUCAAGGUUUGCAUCCCACUUGUAUACCCUAGCUAUAUCACUAAACAACGUGAGACUGAAACAUCAUCGUUUAGGUACCAAUUGAGGAUUCUCUACUUUAUAUACACUAUAGGUUGGAUAUACCCUUGUCGAUGUGGGACUAAAGUAUCUGCUUUGAGGUUACAAUUUAGGCAAUCCCCAAUGGCAAGGUGGGGGUGAUUCCAACAGUACAAACUUUGAAGUUAAUUACAAUCUCAACUUUCAAUAUUUUAAUCAGCAAUUGUUAGUGCUGAAGUGCAUUCCUCUCACUUUAGAGGAGCUAAAUUAAUCGACAUUUUCCCCCAGGACUUUCCAUAUGAUCCUAAUCUGUUAGAUAUAUAACAAUAAAAAGGUUGAACGUGCCUGUAUGUAGCAUUCAAAUGGUUAUAUUCCAUUUUUCCCUGUAGUUUCAUAGUCCCCCCAUCCCUGCUCUCCUUACCAAUCUAUCUUUAACUGUAUCUACUAUAUUGUUUUAUCUCUCCUUUUCUAACAUUCGAUGUUUCCCCCAAUUGGUGCGUUUGGUUUUCUAGUAAGCACUAGUGCAGACUAAUUGAUUUGACAAUAUGAAUAAGUAUCUCAGUGUAUCUUCACAAGUAUAUUCAGCAUAGCUAUAAUAGGAAUAUUAAAAAAUUAUAAUGUUUUAUUUCAUUUAUGUGGUGUCCUUGCAUAGCUCUUUUUAAAGAAACUUCUGUGAUAUUUUAAUCAGCAUGUCAAUUUUUUCUGACAUGUUAGAACAUUUUUUAAGCUAUUGUAAUUCAUUGUUUAGUUCAUAAGCUGAUUUUUUCAUACCCUGUCUUCAA